AUGACUACACGUCCCAAAAUUUUGCUGUUAGGUGACUCUCUCACGCAGACGUCCUUCGAAGGAUGGAGUGGAAAACUUGCGGACGUCUUUCAACGACGUGCUGACGUCGUUAACCGCGGAUACUCUGGUUACAAUACAGAAUUCUACCUUCACUUGGACACAGUGUGGAACGAGUUGUUAGUAAACGUCCAGUUGGCAGUUGUCUGGUUCGGCGCAAACGACGCGGGGCUGCCUGACUUGGCCGCCCAUCACCACGUUCCAUUGGAACGAUAUCGAGAAAAUUUGAACACAAUUCUCAAUCGCCUUCAAGUUCAAUUUAAGCCACCACGAAUUAUUCUUAUCACACCGCCACCAGUCCAUCACGAGCAGCGGCUAGCGCACCAAGUGCAACGUUAUGGCGAGAAAGCAACGGGAGAGCUGGAACGAACUCUUGAGCAAACAAGAAAAUACGCUUUGGCCUGCCAACGGGUCGCCUCAGAAAAAAAAUUGCCCUGUUUAAACUUAUUCGACCUGAUGCAUUCUGAAGCCGACUUUGGUCGAUUCUUCCACGACGGUCUUCAUUUUUCCAAAAAAGGACACGAAUUCGUUGCAAACGCACUACUACGCGCUAUCCAGGAGCAUUUUGCGUCAUUUGCUGUGGUUCCAGAUCCGUACACAAGCCAAUGGUGCAACUCGGGCUCACAUUGUGAGUCACUCUCAUCCCAAGGUCCGUAUCAUGACCAAAUUGACCACUCAGAUAUCGGGAAAGCGUUCCCCCUGUAA
Molecule: messenger RNA, 762 nt
Organism: Phaeodactylum tricornutum CCAP 1055/1
Lineage: Eukaryota; Bacillariophyta; Bacillariophyceae; Surirellales; Neidiaceae
Exons: 1
Coding region: 1-762 (253 amino acids)
Source: RefSeq, a predicted model, not a curated record